This is a messenger RNA of Chenopodium quinoa (quinoa), 1915 nucleotides long. RefSeq lists its product as uncharacterized. The coding region runs from base 463 to 1317 and encodes 284 amino acids. NCBI's taxonomy places the organism in Eukaryota, Viridiplantae, Streptophyta, Magnoliopsida, Caryophyllales, Amaranthaceae. The transcript is spliced from 3 exons. The record is from RefSeq and is a predicted model, not a curated record.
GCUCUGAAAUGUUCAUUUGAUGGAAUGAGGUGAAUUUUGCAUUUGAAAUGUUCAUUUGAUGGAAUGAGGUGAAUUAUUCAUUCAUUGGUGCUCAUUAUUCGUUCUAUAUAUGUGAUAUUGUGUUAUGGUGUGAAAUCGUAUCGAGUUUCGAUUUGUUAUGGUUGGUUGUGGGUAUUGGUAGAUUAGAUUAGAUUGAGUAUUGUGUAAUGUAAUUAACACACUGUAUUUGAUGUAUUUGACAGGAUUACGAAAAUGUCAGCGGGGAAUGGUAAGCGUAAACGUACAUUGGUGAGGGUUUUUGGUUUUUUUUUAGAUAUAUUCUUUAGAUUUUUUAGAUACAAUGGUGAGGCUGGGAUGUGAUUUUGUUUUGAAUUAUGGUUUUAUGUUUUGGUAACGAAGGCUGAAGAUGAUGAAGAGGGGUAUGGGCGCAGUAAAAAGAGUAAGGUAUGUGGGCAGAAGACCAUGCAUUUGUAUCCGGAAUUGUUUAAGGAUGACGGAUUAAGUUAUGGAGGGGCUGUCAAAGGUAGAGCGGAGGUGAUGGCUGAACAUUCAAAGGCCAGAAGCCGGCCUCCUAACAUGAGUUGCCGCAUUGAGUCAUUUGGGCGCAUAUGUCAGAAAUUUGAUGACAGGAGAAGACGUUGGGUUUGUGAGAUGGGAUUUGGUAGUCUUUUACAUCUUGCUUUAGAUAUGCAUUUACCAAGACAAUUGGCAUACUGGGUGAUGACACGGAUGGAUCCAAUCAGUAAAAUACUUAGAAGUACCAACGGUGUUGAGUUUAGGUUUUCAAAGAAUCAGGUUCGGUGGGUACUAGGGAUACCAAUGGGUCCUAGGUCUGUUCCUUGUACUAAAACCAUGACCGAACGUGAUCAUGAAAAGGUUCAGAGAAUUUUUUUGAAGUAUGGUAAAUCGUGGGAGUCCAAGAAGUCUGUUGGACAAUCUGGUCAGGUAUACACGUCUGUAGGCAUACCAUUAAGUUCAGAUAUGAUGAAUCGGUUGGAGGGGUACUUUGAUGCUGGAGAGGAAAAGGAAUUCAAGACGUUGUUCUUGAUAAUUGCUUUGGAGAUGGUGUUGUGUCCCACGCAGUCCCCCCGGCUUGCGUCUGACCUACUACCUGCAGUAAGUUAUGCUAUGGAGGCAACUGAGUAUGAUUGGUGUUCUUUAGUGUUGUCGAAGUUGCUGGAUAGCGUUCAAAAUUUUGCUCGACGUUUCUAUGCUAACGGGUUUGCCAGUGGAUGCGGCGGGUGUGCAAUAUUUGCCGUAGUAAGUGUUUCAGUUUAUUCUUGCUUGUUUUGUUUUUCCUUGUGCGUUUUGUUUUAGUAAUUGCUUCUUUUUCUUUUACAAUUUGGCAGAUAUUUUACUUGGAUUGGUUGGAUAGGGAUCCUAUUGAGUGGGAUGUUUUUCCAAGAAUUAAAGUGUGGACUAUGCAGAAGAUUGGGAAGGCAGCAAAAUCAGACAAAUUGCUGUCCGGCGACUACGGGAAACUAGGGGUAAGCACUUUUGUAUUUCUUUCAACUUUUGUAUUGUUUUUAUUAUAUUGCAUAGUAUGGUUUAGAGUAACCUUAUUCCAUUUGUAUUUGUUUCUGUGGUUGAAGCUAUUGGAUGUUGCUUACGGUGAACACCACCCAAGGGAUGCAAGGGAUAGUGUUGGACCCUUACAAGCUGGAGUGAAUAAUGUGAGGUUUGAUCUUAAAGUAGUUGUUUCACAUGUGUACUCUGAUCUUAAAGUAGUUGCUUACGGUGAACUUUAUUUCGAUGCAGUUGCAUGAUUUACCACCAGUGCCUGGGUUUAACUUCAAGGCUAGGCAAAGGAGGGGCCGAAUGCCUGAGCUAACAGAUGAAUGAUUUGGAUAUUCUUAUUUGUAUUUCUAUUUGUAUUUCAUUUCAUUGUAAUGAUUUGGAUAUUCUUAUUUUCAGU